AUGGUUGAUGAUAUGAGGAGCACAAUGAGUUUGUCUGUUUCUAGGUUGUCUCGUCUGUCAAGCAAAGAGGGUAAGGCAGCUAUGUUGAUAGGAGAUACGGACAUAGCAAGACUUAUGAUCCAUGUGCAUGCACCUGCACCAAGGAACAGAGGUGAGUUCAAGAAUCAGAAUUCACAGAAUUUCAGAGCUGGACCUGCACAGUUUCAGGGAGUCUGUCGUGAUGGUUCCACUAGUUGCUUCAAGUGUGGUCACAAUGGUCACUUCGUGAGGGAGUUCCCAAAGAAUAGGAAGGGUGGUGGAAAUGGGGGGGGGGGCAAUAGAGACCAAUAUUCUUCAGUGACUCCGGUAGACAGAGUUGCACCUAGAGCAGUUACUUCAGGGACAGGUGGAGGGGAAAACCGUCUGUAUGCUAUCACUAGUUGUCAAAAGCAAGAUAAUUCAUCUAAUGUUGUCACUAGUAUGAUCAAAGGUUUUAGUUUUGAUGUAUAUGCAUUGCUAGAUCCAAGUUCAGGUAUUCAGCAUCAGAUCACGCAUAGAUUGGUUCCCAAUCAAUAUUCAGUAGCUUCAACGAUCAUGCUUCCUCGUAGAGCUUAUCCAGGCAAUACUAACGCAGUUCCUCUAGUCCUAUACUGUGAGGUUACGAAUGCAAAAAAUUUGGAAUGCGAUCCAACUUUUGGCUCAGAGUGUAGCCAACCAGAACAAUCAGCAAGUCCCAAUUCCUACUAA
Solanum stenotomum is the source of this 726-nucleotide messenger RNA. RefSeq lists its product as uncharacterized. The record is from RefSeq and is a predicted model, not a curated record. The transcript has 5 exons. Bases 1 to 726 code for a protein of 241 amino acids. NCBI's taxonomy places the organism in Eukaryota, Viridiplantae, Streptophyta, Magnoliopsida, Solanales, Solanaceae.